CAACAAUCAACCGCACCACAAUCGGACUCCGUCCUUGGCACACAACAAAGACGCGUGCAAGAAGAUGAAGCUAGCUCUGCUAAUGCUACUACUAGCUGCGAGCGCGAUGGCGCUCGAGGAGCCCUUGACGUCCGACGCCUGUGCGCUCUGUGCACGCGACGGCAACUGCUCCACUGCGCACCGCGGCCAGCCCGGCCAGUAUUGUGGCACGUACAUCAAGCACGGGUUCCAAGAAGUGUGCUGUUGCGGCACCAACCAGGUCUGCGGACGCCCGUCAAUCGACCUCCAAUGCGAGUGCACAUCAAUCGUAGUCGAGAAGGCGCCGAGCAGCAGCGACGCGUCGGAUGGCACCAUCCUCGUGGCGGUCCUUCUCGACUUUACCAUCAUCGGCGGGCUCUUCUGGGCCAUCUACUACUGCUGCUGCCAAGCCCAGACGAGGCGCGGGGUGUAG
Saprolegnia parasitica CBS 223.65 is the source of this 451-nucleotide messenger RNA. RefSeq lists its product as hypothetical. The coding region runs from base 65 to 451 and encodes 128 amino acids. Lineage: Eukaryota; Oomycota; Saprolegniomycetes; Saprolegniales; Saprolegniaceae. The transcript has a single exon. The record is from RefSeq and is a predicted model, not a curated record.